Ceraceosorus guamensis is the source of this 495-nucleotide messenger RNA. RefSeq lists its product as hypothetical. Bases 1 to 495 code for a protein of 164 amino acids. Lineage: Eukaryota; Fungi; Basidiomycota; Exobasidiomycetes; Ceraceosorales; Ceraceosoraceae. The record is from RefSeq and is a predicted model, not a curated record. The transcript is spliced from 2 exons.
AUGGAUGCUUGCACCCUCAUUGCUUGCCAUCUGACCCUGGACCUCCAGCCAAGGCCCUUACAAGCUCAGAGGCCCCUUCAUCAGUGUGCAAUGGUGCUUCAUCUUGAGCAAGAAAGAUGGGACGCUCUAGUGCCAGCAGAGAAGGUCUAUCAUAAGGCCAAGGCUCUCAAAGCAGCCAUCAGACUCAAGCACAAUGUGGACGAGCUGAUCAAUCACCUUGCACAGGACACAAGCAUGGUCAUUGGCUCAGAAGCUGCUUACCUCUUGGUUGCUGCUGAGAGUGAGCAUGAUGCUGCUCAGUCUCAGCUGCAACAGCUCAACAAGGGCAACAAGGACCCUCAAGCCCCUGUCCACAAUGCCCAAAGAUUCAAGCUCUUUGAUGCGCUAGAUGCCUCUCACAACGCACUACAAGGAUUCGAAGUGAGGGACGGAUCCAAUGAGACUGGAAGCAAAGCUGAUGGAGCUUUCGAGAUCGACAAACAGUUUGCCAGCUAG